Molecule: messenger RNA, 3920 nt
Organism: Halichondria panicea
Lineage: Eukaryota; Metazoa; Porifera; Demospongiae; Suberitida; Halichondriidae
Exons: 1
Coding region: 183-3845 (1220 amino acids)
Source: RefSeq, a predicted model, not a curated record
AAGUCAAUAGAUUUUGGGAAUGAGCUGAACAAUACUCAAUUGACAAUUCCAUGCUACUCUGAUUCACUAUGAAAAAGUAUGCAUACAAAAACACAAAUUAUACACUUCGACAAUAAUCAACAUACGUAAUUAUAAAUAGCUAGAUCAGCUAAUAUCAAGGUCAGACGACACGAAAGGUAACAAUGGCUACUAGAGCACAGUUUUCUUCACUCAUUGUUUUGCUCUCUCUGGUUCUGACCUCCCCCACUAACUGCUGGACCAAUGGGGUGACAGUCGAGUAUUGGGUGAGACCAGACACAAUGUCAGAGUGCCCCCACUCCAUACCACAACACCAGUGUGUCACUAUAACAGAUCUGGUGACUAACUCCACAGACACAAGCAUCAAUGGUGGUAUGAGUAUCAAUGUAUUCUUCAUAGCUGGGACUCAUGUUCCAAAAACAAGCGGUUGGGUUGUUGUUGGAAAUCCUUACUUAGAUCAGAAAGUAUCAGCAAAUUUCACAGCAAUUUCAAAUGGACAAAACCAACAAAAUGCUAUAAUUGAUUGUGAGUCAGGUCACCCAAUUAGCUUUGUGUUUCUUCAACUUCUAUCAUUAACGAAGAAAAGCAUCGAUCUACAAAAUUGUGGUUUUAAAUUAUCGUUCAAGAAACAAUAUAAAGACCCAUACUCUCUGAAUGAAACCAUAUCAUCAGUAGUAGUCAUGAACGUACCCGAGCUGGUAAUUGCUAACAUCAAUAUCACUAGCAGCAGAGGAGCUGGUAUGAUCAUUAUUCUUUCAGGCUCCUACGAUAGUAACAUGAUAACGCUAAAUGAUAUAGUUAUACACGGUAGCAUUCCCACUGGAAAUAAUAAGUUCGGAGGCAACUUGCACCUAAUGAUGUCACAACGAAAAACACUUAGAAAAACCACAACUAUCUCAAUAACAAAUUCUACAUUUUCGAAUGGAAUUGGUAGGUGCUACACGACACUUGAGUGCCCCUCUGGUGGACUAACACUUUCUUCGACAGGAGAGAGCCUGCCUGAUGUAAGUAUAUUGAUAAACAGGUGCACAUUUAUAGGCAAUAAAGCUGCAAUUGGGGGUGGUAUCAGUUUAUUCAUGCAACCAUAUCAUAGACGGCCAAACUUAUCGAGAGAGAACACUAGCAUUUAUAUCACCAAGUCAAUGUUUUUAAAGAAUACAGCCAGCCGUAGUGGUGGUGGCAUUUCAAUAGAUACUCACGGAAUAAAUUUGACUAUAUCUGAAACAAUGUUCAGACAUAACGCAGCUGGAUUUGGUGGUGGUGCAACAAGCACUAGAUAUUAUAUAGAAUUAUCUUUUGACAAAUGCACUUUCAUAGGCAAUGAAGCUAGACGUGGAGGAGCUAUCAAUUCAAUCCAGGACUUUCUAAAUAUCAAUAAUUGCACAUUUAUACACAACACAUGUACAGCUACAAUAAAUACAGCUAGAAUACAUACUGGUACAAUUCGUGUCAUAAACGGAUUCUCUCUAUUCAUUCAAGAUGUAGAAAUUACCGGCAAUGAUUGUAGAGGUCUUUACGUUAUUGGAGUAGGACUAAAACUGUCUGGAACCAACAUAAUUAACAGUAACCAUGCUUGGCAGUCAGAUGGCGGGGCUAUACUGUUUCAAUGUUCAGCUUCAACUUAUACUGCAACUUUUGUCGAAUUUGAUACACAAUCACCCACUACCCUCAGUAUAAUCAACAAUACAGCAGACGGUUAUGGUGGUGGUAUUGCCAUUCGUCAUAAUUGUAGGGGAAAUGCAUACAAACCUUGUUUUUUUAUAAAUGAACCAAAUGAUAAAAUAACAAUUAGUAUGAAACACAACACAGCAACGAAAGGAGGUGAUGCAAUUUAUGGAGGCAAUCUAGAAAACUGUAAUUUGUGGGACAUUUUUGAUAUCACAGAGAGAAAUACAUCAUCAGCUGUUUCCUCUCCACCAAACAAAGUGUGUAUUUGCUCUGAUGACUUCCCACAGAAACACACUUGUUCACACUCCAUGCAACUAGACACUUAUCCAGGACAGAGGUUCCAAGUUCCACUAGUGUGUGUGGGACAGUACAACUAUUCCUCCUCUUGCAAAGUACAAGCACAUUUAGAAAAAACAAGCAUCGCAGAUAUUGCUGAUGAGACAAUCCUUCAAAACAUUGCCCUAGAAUGCAAGCAACUGUACUACUCAAUAGAAACUCAACAAACAAAAUAUACUGAAAGACUGAGUCUAAAAAUAGUCAAAGAACAAGACUCUAAUAUUAAUUUCAAAUGGAGCAACCAAAAAAUACAAACAGUAAUUGAGAUUAGAAUUAAACCAUGUCCACCUGGUUUUACACAAAACGAUAACGGCAGAAAAUGUAUCUGCACAAAUUAUCUAGCACUUGAAGGAAUCACAUGCAACAUUGACGAUGAGCGACUGUACAAGACGUCCUCCAUGUGGGUCGGCAACUAUUCAGGGGACGUUGUUGUGCAUCAAGUCUGUCCAUUCGAUUACUGUAAGAGCAACUUCACCAAAGUCGAUCCUUUCAACCAGCAAGAGCAGUGUGACUUUAAUCGCAGUGAUGUAUUGUGUGGAGCUUGUCGACCUGGGCUCAGUCUAGCCCUGGGUACAUCGCAGUGUAAAGAGUGCUUUAAUACCAACCUUCUCUUAUUGAUACCAUUUGCACUGGCAGGAGUUGUCUUGGUUGUUUUUUUAUUCAUAUGUAACCUCACUGUUUCCACGGGAACUAUCAACAGCCUUAUCUUCUAUGCCAACAUCGUACGAGCCACACAAACUGCUUUCUUUCCAGUCAGCACCGAUAAUAAAUUUGUGAGUAUUCUCUCUGUCUUUGUUGCCUGGUUUAACCUUGACCUGGGCAUAGACACAUGUUUUGUGAAUGGACUCAACACAUACUAUCGUACAUGGCUACAAUUUAUAUUUCCUUUGUACAUUUGGACAAUAGUAGGCCUGCUAAUCUUAAUCAGCCGCUACUCUAUCAAAGUAUCUAAAUGUACGGGCUCAAACACAGUAUCAGUUCUAGCUACACUCUUCCUACUAUCGUAUGCUAAACUAUUGAGGACUACUUUCGAUACCUUUUCAUUGACCACCCUCACAGACGUCAACGGUGGUACGCCCACUACCCGAUGGCUGCUCGAUGGCCGCUACAUAUUCCUCAAGUGGCCCCACAGCUUGCUCUUUGCAGCUGGCCUGUUCAUAUUAUUAGCACACAUACUGCCGUUCACUAUCCUGUUAUUAACGGCACCUGUUCUGCAGCGAUACACACACUACAAGUUACUACGAUGGGUCAACAAGUUAAAGCCUCUACUAGACGCUUAUCAAGGUCUUUACAGAGUCAAGUCUCGCUAUUGGACUGGACUACUACUGCUAGCUAGGCUCGUUAUACUAACAGCUGUGUCUUUAAACGUGUCCGGAAAGCAAGCUGUCAAUUUACUAGUGAUAAUCACAGUACUGUCUAUUUUAAUAGUGACACUGGUUGUAUUCGGAAUAGCAAAGCUCUAUAGAAGUAAACUAUCAAACUUCCUGGAACUAUUCUUUCUGGCAAAUCUUCUGCUACUAACUGCCGCAUCACUGUUUCUACAGUCAAACCAGACUGAUAAAAUCAGCGGACAAAGUAUAACAAUCUGCUGUAUGGUGGGUAGUGCAUUUGCUAUGUGUGGCCUUAUCUUAGCCUAUCACUGCUACGUUGUAUGUCAGAGAAUAGAAGCCAUCAAGCGGCUAACAUCAAGAGUUGUUUCAUCUCUAAAAGGGCCUCGGAAUCGAGCACUAACUAACGAUGACAUCAUCAGUGACCCCCAACAUAGCACACCCCCCACAGUCACAGAGGUUGGUUUGAGGGAACUGUUACUAGAGUAUAGCUAAUCAUUGACUCACAAACAUUGCAAACACACUUAAAUUAGCUAGUUCAUUUAGUCGAAACAAUUAUAUUUCAAGUUU